Argentina anserina (silverweed cinquefoil) is the source of this 1492-nucleotide messenger RNA. RefSeq names its product beta-ureidopropionase. The coding region runs from base 30 to 1271 and encodes 413 amino acids. The record is from RefSeq and is a predicted model, not a curated record. Gene Ontology annotation, molecular function: beta-ureidopropionase activity. Lineage: Eukaryota; Viridiplantae; Streptophyta; Magnoliopsida; Rosales; Rosaceae. The transcript has 6 exons.
GAAGAAGAAGAAGAAGAAGAAGAAGAGAGAUGGAAGACAAGAAUGGGGGGCAGAAAGUGGAAGAAUCAAGCAAGGCCUGCAGUGACGGCUCCGUCUGUGGCUACGACUCUCUCCACCACCUCCUCCGCGCCAAUCUCAAACCCCAUCUCUUCCAGGAAGUCAACCGCAUUCUCCUAGGUUUGAAUUGUGGGAAGGCACUAGAAACAAAUUCUGUUCCAGAAUCUGCGAAAGCACUCUCGUCAGAACAUGACUUUGACCUCCAGGCUUUCUGCUUUCAUGCGGACAACGAGUUGUUAAGGGAACCUCGAAUGGUCAGGGUUGGUCUCAUUCAAAACUCUAUAGCUGUUCCAACGACUGUGCACUUUCAGGACCAGAAAAGGGCCAUCUUUGCGAAAUUAAAGCCAAUAAUCGAUGCUGCAGGUGUUUCAGGAGUAAACAUUUUAUGCUUGCAGGAAGCAUGGACAAUGCCGUUUGCCUUUUGUACCCGGGAGAAGAGGUGGUGUGAAUUUGCAGAGCCUGUAGAUGGGGAAUCAACACAAUUUCUGCAGGCUCUCGCAAGGAAAUAUAACAUGGUCAUCAUAAGUCCAAUUCUUGAGAGGGAUGUCAAUCAUGGAGAGACUCUCUGGAACACUGCAGUAAUAAUUGGAAAUCAUGGCAACAUAAUUGGCAAGCAUCGAAAGAAUCAUAUACCAAGAGUUGGGGACUUCAACGAGAGUACCUAUUAUAUGGAAGGAAAUACUGGGCAUCCAGUGUUUGAGACUGCUUAUGGAAAAAUUGCAGUAAAUAUAUGUUAUGGAAGACAUCAUCCUUUGAAUUGGUUGGCAUUUGGCUUGAAUGGUGCAGAGAUUGUCUUCAACCCUUCUGCCACUGUUGGUGAACUCAGUGAACCAAUGUGGCCCAUUGAGGCUCGCAAUGCUGCAAUUGCAAAUAGUUACUUUGUUGGAUCAAUCAAUCGUAUCGGGACAGAGGUUUUCCCAAAUCCAUUUACGUCUGGUGAUGGCAAGCCGCAACAUUCAGACUUUGGGCAUUUCUAUGGGUCAAGUUAUUUUUCUGCCCCAGACUCCUCGUGCACCCCUUCUCUAUCACACCAUCGUGAUGGGUUGUUGAUAUCAGACAUGGACCUCAACCUCUGUAGGCAGAUUAAAGACAAAUGGGGAUUCCGAAUGACUGCUCGUUAUGAGCUCUAUGCCGAUCUGCUUGACCGUUAUCUGAAGCCAGAUUUUGAGCCCCAAGUCAUUUCUGAUCCCAUGUUACAUAAGAAGACUGCAUAAUAUGUCAAAAGACUGUAACAGUUUAUGCAGGUUAUUGCACCAGAAGCUUGCACAGUGCAAGAUGCAGUUCAAAUAAAUAUGUGCCCAGCUAAGAAUGUACUGUUUCUCAAAUUUGCUUGUAGAUAUAAUAAUAUUCAUGGAAAAGAAACGUUUGUAGAUAAAUUUGUAAUCUCCAUUAAAAUGUGAAAAGAAAAAAGAUAUGAAGAAUGUGAACCAAUGCC